Molecule: messenger RNA, 2288 nt
Organism: Amaranthus tricolor (Joseph's coat)
Lineage: Eukaryota; Viridiplantae; Streptophyta; Magnoliopsida; Caryophyllales; Amaranthaceae
Product: wall-associated receptor kinase 2-like
Exons: 4
Coding region: 1-2217 (738 amino acids)
Biological process (GO): protein phosphorylation; cell surface receptor signaling pathway
Cellular component (GO): plasma membrane
Molecular function (GO): ATP binding; calcium ion binding; protein serine/threonine kinase activity
Source: RefSeq, a predicted model, not a curated record
AUGCAUAAAACAUCAAUAAUUUUGUCAUUCCUAGUCUUACUACACAUAAUCUUUACCAAUCCAACAUGGUGUAUAAGUCCUCCAAUAACCAUGUUCAACGCCCCGAACAUAACCAAGCCCGGCUGCCCACGUAAAUGCGGGAAUCUAAUAGUGCCAUACCCUUUUGGCGUUGGGUUGGGCGCUGGGUGUUCUAAAAGUGUUUUAUUCGAUGUGUUUUGUAUGACUUCUUAUGACCCUCCGAAAGCUUUUUUAGUAGCAGCAAUGGAUGAUCAGAAAAAUGCUAUGGAAAUACUCGACAUAUCUGAAACACAACUACGUCUUAGGAAUCAAAUUAGUUAUUCGUGUUUCAACUCGACGGAUGUAAUUUCCCCUCGUAUGUCCGACUUCAUUACCUUCAAUCUCAUUACACCACGAGCUCCCUACAGUGUAUCAGGAAUGGCAAACAAGUUAUUUGUUGUAGGGUGCCAUGACAAGCCAAGGUUCACCGGAAGCUUUGAGGCCGACACCUUUACUCUAGAUGAUGACGGAGUUGCUUCAUGCAGAACUAAUUGCAGCUCCGGCGCCACAAAUGUUGUUCCCGACCAAUGCAAUGGCAAAGGAUGUUGUCAAGCCACAUUUCCUAAGGGAUUGAGGUCUUUUUCCGUCGACCAUUUCGAUAGUAACCAUACGACAACAGUAACGUAUAACCCUUGUGGAUAUUCAUUAGUGGCAGAUGAAAAAAGAUUCAAAUUUCGAGGAGUUGCAGAUCUGAAGGACCCAAACUUUAUUAAUAAAACAAUAUAUGAAGCUCCUUUGGUGUUGGAUUGGGUGAUACCUAAUAAUACGUGUGCUAUAUCAGAACUUGAUCGUGAUAAUUAUGCAUGUAAAGAAAAUACAACAUGUGUUGAUGCUGCUAAUAGUGGCAUUGGAGGUUAUCAUUGUCGUUGUCUUCCUGGUUACGAGGGUCAUCCUUAUCUUUCUCCUGGUUGUUCGGAUAUAAAUGAAUGUGCUGAUAAAGAUAGUAGUCCAUGUUCCAUGAUAUGCACUAAUACGCCUGGAAACUACACUUGUUCUUGCCCAUCUGGAUAUACUGGUGAUGGUAAGAAAAAUGGAACGGGUUGCAUCCGACAAUUUCCAGCUUUGAAGGUCGCCAUAGGGGUUAGCUUGGGAUCCAUAUCUCUACUCAUAAUGGUAAGUUGGAUAUUUUUAACAAGCAGAAAAAGAAGAAAUACCAAAAUAAAAGAAAGGUUUUUUCAGCAAAACGGAGGUUUACUAUUAAAGCAAAUAAUAUCCCACAAUAAAGAAGAUAACAUGGACCAAAUUAAGGUAUUUACAAUACAAGAAUUAAAGGUAGCAACCAAGAAUUUUAAGGAUGAAAGAAUAGUUGGUAAAGGUGGUUAUGGUACAGUUUAUAAGGGUGUCCUUACUAAUAAUCAAAUUGUUGCUGUUAAAAGAUCAAAAUUUGUUGAUGAAACUCAAAUUGAACAAUUUAUUAAUGAAUUAAUACUUCUUGCACGAGUAAGACAUCCUAAUGUUGUACGACUUGUUGGGUGUUGUCUUGAGGUUGAAGUUCCUUUAUUGGUUUAUGAAUUUAUCUCUAAUGGUACAUUAUAUGAUCAUAUUCAUGAUAAAAAUAGAGGGUCUUGGUAUUCUUGGAACAAUUGUUUGCGGAUUGCUAUGGAUUCCGCUAAUGCGUUAGCAUAUAUACAUUCGAUACCUAUAAUUCAUCGUGAUAUUAAAUCUUCUAAUAUAUUGUUAGAUGAUUGUUACAUGGCAAAAGUGUCUGAUUUUGGAGCUUCACGUUUGAUUCCAAUUAAUGAUACUCAUUUAUCGACUGUGGUUCAAGGUACUUUAGGAUAUCUUGAUCCUGAAUACUUUUUCUCUAGUCAAUUGACUGAGAAAAGUGAUGUUUAUAGUUUUGGUGUUGUUCUUGCUGAGCUCGUAACCAGAUCAAAGCCUUUAUUACCGGAGAGGCAAACCGAAGAAAAUAAUCAAAAUUUGGCUUCAUUAUUUGUUAAGUCUAUGCAACAUGACAAUUUGUUCCAAAUUUUGGACUCUCAAUUGAUCUUAGAAGCAAGUCAAGAACAACUUAUGGCGUUUGCAAAGCUUGUUGAACGAUGUUUAAGUACAAAAGGUGAGGACAGACCAAGAAUGAAGGAAGUAGCAAGGAAUCUUGGAGAGUUAUGGAUGAAAACACAAGAUUUUUCGGCAGUAACGACAAUUAUGUAUGUAUCUUGAUUAUUGUUAGAGUACAAGACAACAAAGACCACAUAAUAUUAUAAAAGAUUCAAAUAUUUGACAACCACAUU